Messenger RNA from Thalassophryne amazonica, 631 nucleotides. RefSeq names its product RNA-binding protein 4.1-like. Lineage: Eukaryota; Metazoa; Chordata; Actinopteri; Batrachoidiformes; Batrachoididae. The transcript has 2 exons. Bases 88 to 600 code for a protein of 170 amino acids. The record is from RefSeq and is a predicted model, not a curated record. Gene Ontology annotation, molecular function: mRNA binding. Gene Ontology annotation, cellular component: cytosol.
ACGUUGUGUUGCGGCGCCUUUUUAUUUCCGUUCGUCAGCGCAGCAGCCUGUCCUGUUUUUGCGGACCCAGCCAAGCAGGAUUUCAUCAUGGUGAAAAUUUUUGUUGGCAAUCUCGCCACCACGACCACAUCUGAGGAGCUGCGCAAAGCCUUCGAGAAGUACGGCAGCGUCUCCGAAUGCGACGUCGUCCGAAACUACGGCUUUGUGCACAUGAGCAACACGUCUGAAGCCGAGGAGGCCAUCCUCAACCUGCACCAGUCAGAUCUGAACGGCUGGCGCAUGAACGUGGAGAUGAGCAAAGGGAAGCCCAAGGCCACCACCAAGCUGCACGUCGGUAACAUCGGCGAAGGUGUGACCAGUGAGAUGCUAAAGGCCAAGUUUGAAGAGUUUGGCCCGGUGGUGGAGUGUGACAUCGUGAGGGGCUACGCCUUUGUUCACAUGGAGCAGGUGGAGCACGCUAUGGAGGCCAUAAAGAAGCUGGACAACACUGCAUUCAAAGGUGAACUUGUGGGCUGCUCCCUUCCUGUAGCUAGUUCAAUCCACACACUUAUUUACACAUUUAAAAGAAAAUGGACAACCUACCUGAAGGUAAUCGGUUAAGUCCUUACAGUGGUGAGUACACACCGUCACA